AUGGCGGCGGCCGCGGGACCCCCGGCGAGGCGGGCGCUCCCCGCCGCCCGUGGGGGGCGAAGCAGCGUCUGUGUGCGCGGCCUUGCGGCCGCCCGGCCCCGUGUGCCCUCCCCCGGGCCGUCCCGUGCCCCAGGCUCCGCCCGGGCAGAGGGGUCGCGCCUUGACGUGAGCUCUUUGUCUGCGCAGUUCCUAAAGAGUAAGAUGGGGAAGGGCGAGAAGGCGGCCGCCCCGCACAGCCAGCCCGGUCACAGCAUACAUCURUGUGAGCAGCCAAAGAUCAACAGGCAGAAGAGCAAGUGCAGCGCGCCCCUGGCAAAGAUCACUUCUGCGAAAAAGAUCGAGAACUUUUGGCAAGAGCCCGUGUCCCCCGAGAUAAUUCAGAAGCAGGAGAAAAAGCCACUUAAAAACACAGAGAACUUCCGAAAUGCAAAGUCCAAGAAACCCGUCACCCUAAUGGAAGCGAGCCAAAAAGAAAAUUACGCUGGGGCAAAAUUCAGUGACCCACCAUCUCCUAGUGUCCUUCCAAAGCCUCCCAGCCACUGGGUGGGCGGCACUGCUGAACCUUCUGACCAAAACAGGGAGUUGAUGGCUGUCCAUUUAAAAACUCUCCUCAAAGUUCAAGCAUAGUUUCCAAAAUCUCUGGAAAGUAGCAAAAAAAAAAAAAAAUCCAUCCAGGAAACGUACCAUGCCUUGUUGCAACGUGCAUUGCAAAAGACUGUCAAGUCUUACAAAAACCCUUGUAUUAUAUUUUUUAUGGUUGUGUAAAUAGUGUACAUCAUGUAUUAUGUGUAUAUUCUUGUUCAUACUUCAAGAGGUACAUUUUAGUUUUGUUAUGAAAGGAUGUAUUUUGCACUGCCUGAAUGGUAGCUGUCCUGUACAUAAAACAUGGACAAUUUUAAGUGUGUGCUUGACACAUGAAGACUUGACUUGAUUUGCACAAGGUAAUGAAAAUUUCGAAAGGAGAGUACAGCUUUCUGAUGUUGAGGUUCCAGAUCAAAUGUGAAUGGUUUAUUCGUGCACUACUGACAAUACUUUUGCAUUCUGUGGCCCAAUCAAGUAUAAACAUGGAAUUUCAUGCAAAUGGGAAUUUUUGCUCUCUGCUCUGUAAACAGUGUCUGGAAUUCCUGGUCAUCUGUUUGCUGUGAAAUUCACUGGAGUUUGUGUAAAAUUCCAGCCCAUCAAUUUGAGCACUGCUGAUUUCU
Molecule: messenger RNA, 1202 nt
Organism: Nothoprocta perdicaria
Lineage: Eukaryota; Metazoa; Chordata; Aves; Tinamiformes; Tinamidae
Gene: PNRC1
Product: proline rich nuclear receptor coactivator 1
Exons: 1
Coding region: 1-627 (208 amino acids)
Biological process (GO): nuclear-transcribed mRNA catabolic process, nonsense-mediated decay
Cellular component (GO): P-body; nucleus
Source: RefSeq, a predicted model, not a curated record